AUGCUCAAAAAUCCAGUAGACGUGGACAUUGAAUUUUUGACCAAAGUAUGCAUUUUGAACAUCCAGCAUGCUGUACAGUUCGAGUAUGAACUUGGACUUAUUCGGGCCAGCGAAAUGCCAGAAUGCCAGAGAGCGUCGCCGAAUGUCAGAAGGAAGAUUGCUAAAGCAGCUGAGGAAUUAGCAACAAGUUUUGGAGAAAAGGGCAAAGAUGUAGAAGAAAGUAUUCUCCGCCCACUUCAUCUAGCCAAGGAUCAACAACUUGAGAAUGUUGUUCCUCAAAGUCUCAGUCAAAUGGUCCUUGGCAUGAGAGCAGAAGCACGUCAAGCUGCAGAGGAGGAGAAAAGAAUGUUGCCAAUGGAUGAGCCAUCGCAGACUUCCCAACUAUACGAGAGUCGAGCACAGCGAGUGCGAAUGAUGCUUAUGCAUUCUAAAGGACCUCAAGGUUCCAGUGUCACAGAAGAGCUGUCAAGGUUGGCUGAGCCAAGCAGAACCAAAAUGAGUGUGUCGGGAGAAAUGCGAGCACAAGUCAUUCAAUCAGGCACUGAGCCUGAGAAGAGCAUGUUGGAUAAAUUGAAGGAACCAGAUAUGAUGUUGGACAAGCAGCAGUUUCCUUCUGUAGAGGUGGAAGAGAGGAAAGAGAGGGGACCAAGUGUUUCUGGCAUGUUGCAUGAAGAAAUCCAGCAGAGGCUUCCACGAAGACCCAGUCAACGUGCAAUUUCACAGCAAUCCAUUGAUCUGUUUGGAUCUCCUGGUCUGGGGAUUUUUCCACUGGAUUACAUGAAGCAGGCAAGGGCACCAGAGGAUCCAUUCAAAAUGGAAAUUUGGGAGAAGAUGCACCAGAAGGAAUUACAGCUUGCCAUCACUCAUCCACCUGUCAAUGCCUUUGAGGAGCUCAUCCUUCUCACCUACCAAGGAAAACUCUGGCCUUUUCCAAUAGACAAUGAAUUUGGUCUGGAUGAAGAGAAGGUGGGAUUCCAGGAGCAUGUAUUCUUGGAGAAGCACCUGGAGGACUGGUGUCCAGCAAAAGGUCCAGUGAGGCAUUUCAUGGAGUUGGUUUGUGUUGGCCUCUCCAAGAAUCCCUUUAUCACAGUCCAAUACAAGGAGGACACAAUUCUAUGGUAUCGGGAUUUCUUUGAUGCAAAGCGUGGCAUCCUAGAAAAGACUGGUGCUGUACUACCCUCAUGA
This is a messenger RNA of Darwinula stevensoni, 1185 nucleotides long. NCBI's taxonomy places the organism in Eukaryota, Metazoa, Arthropoda, Ostracoda, Podocopida, Darwinulidae. The record is from the annotation of a GenBank genome assembly.